Molecule: messenger RNA, 2445 nt
Organism: Archocentrus centrarchus (flier cichlid)
Lineage: Eukaryota; Metazoa; Chordata; Actinopteri; Cichliformes; Cichlidae
Gene: usp12b
Product: ubiquitin specific peptidase 12b
Exons: 10
Coding region: 88-1242 (384 amino acids)
Biological process (GO): protein deubiquitination
Cellular component (GO): nucleus; cytosol
Molecular function (GO): cysteine-type deubiquitinase activity
Source: RefSeq, a predicted model, not a curated record
GGGGCAGAAAGCUCUCCCGGAACUCUGCAGCCGCAGCGGCUCUGAUUAUUUCACCAUCGGGGUUCGGUCCAACAUGGCGGCUUACGGAUGGAAAUACUGAUGACAGUCCGAAAGAUCGCCUCGAUUUGUACGAUGGGCGCCAAUGCCUCUGCCUUGGAAAAGGAGAUUGGACCGGAACAGUUUCCCGUAAAUGAACACUACUUUGGCUUGGUUAAUUUUGGAAACACCUGCUACUGUAACUCAGUGCUGCAGGCUCUGUAUUUCUGUCGACCGUUCAGGGAGAAGGUGCUCGCAUACAAGGUGCAGCCUCGUCGCAAAGAGUCCCUCCUCACCUGCUUGGCCGACCUGUUCAACAGCAUUGCCACACAGAAAAAGAAAGUCGGCGUUAUCCCGCCCAAGAAAUUCAUCUCACGGCUGAGAAAGGAAAAUGAGCUGUUUGACAACUACAUGCAGCAGGACGCCCACGAAUUCCUCAACUACCUUCUCAACACAAUCGCAGACCUGCUUCAGGAGGAGAAGAGCCAGGAGCGGCAGCAGAAUGGAAAACUGGUGCAGAACGGAGGUGGAGGAGUGGGAGGAGGAGGAGGAAGUAGCGAGGGAGGAGGAGAAGGGGAAGGAGGGAAGGAGACGCAGCAGACCUGGGUGCACGAGAUCUUCCAAGGAACGCUGACCAACGAGACGCGCUGCCUCAACUGCGAAGCUGUGAGCAGCAAAGACGAGGACUUCCUGGAUCUGUCUGUGGAUGUGGAGCAGAACACGUCCAUCACGCACUGUCUCAGGGGCUUCAGCAACACAGAGACGUUAUGUAGUGAAUACAAGUAUUACUGCGAGCAGUGUCGCAGCAAACAGGAAGCCCAGAAAAGGAUGAGGGUAAAGAAGCUACCCAUGAUCCUCGCACUCCACCUGAAGCGCUUUAAAUACAUGGACCAGUUGCACCGCUACACCAAACUGUCCUAUCGUGUCGUCUUCCCCCUGGAGCUCCGCCUCUUCAACACGUCCGGGGACGCAACCAACCCAGAUCGCUUGUACGACCUGGUGGCUGUCGUCGUGCACUGUGGCAGCGGUCCAAACCGUGGACACUACAUCACCAUCGUCAAGAGCCACGGCUUCUGGCUGCUGUUUGACGACGACAUCGUAGAGAAAAUUGAUGCGCAGGCAAUAGAGGAGUUCUAUGGUCUGACCUCAGACAUUUCCAAGAACUCGGAGUCCGGAUACAUCCUGUUCUACCAGUCCAGAGACUGAACCAAGGCAGCGGUAAAUCCCCCCAAAGACUGUCUCUCAACAGAUGGGGAGGGGCUUAUGGAGGCCACUGCCCUCACUUAAAUAUCCAGGCUUUUUUCCCUGUAGGCGGAGCUUUGCACUGGAGCGCCACUCAGGACGGGUUGAGACGUGUGCGACAGGUCUCACGGCAGCCUCCUGGAUUAUUCAAAUCCUCUGUGUCCACACUGCAGCGGAGCACCUUAAAAAAGAAACAAACAAAGAAACAAUAAAAAGAAGAAUGGCUGAUUUUACGACACUCGCUUUGCACUGUGGCAUCAGCUAGGCAGACUGACCAAUCCCACCUCUGCAUGUCCAGACUGACGUGCAGAGGUGGAGACGAUGCGGCGUAACCAAUCAGCUGUUUUGCAGCUGGUGUCAGAGGACGUCAGUCCUCGCUGUCACGAUUACCACUGAGGACAUUUUUUGUGUGUGUGCAGACUACACUAUGCUAAAUUAGCCUUUUUGAGACUUCACUUGGCACAAAAGCCGAUACACAACUCCCCCAAAGAUUCCUUUAACAUCUGACGGCACUGUUGGAAGUCCCACCUGUCACAGCAAAACCACUGACCACUGACACGUGCUUGAAUGUGAGCGCAGCGCUUUGAUGCUAGUUUGCAGUGUUUGCAUUUUGACGUUUUGCCAAUAACAUCCUGCAUAGUGUUGCAGGCAGUGGUUGAAAUGAAAAGCAGCCACCAGGGAGGUGUUGAUGGAUCCGAAAUGAGUCCCACUGUUUUUUUUUUUGUUUUUUUUUAGACUUAAGUUAAAAAACAAAAUAAAUAAAUAUUUUGAAUAUUAGAAAACAAUUUAAACCAGUUUAAAAAUUCAAAAAUACAAUUUCCGUAUAUAUAUGAUUAAAAAUCUACAACUGUCCCGUUAAAGAAAGAUCAUUUAACACACAUACUUUUUAAUCCAAUCUCUGGAGCACCAACAGUCUGCUCUAGUUUCCAGCACGUCUGGCAGUGAGAGUGGCUGGUGAUUCCUUUUAAACUUCCUGGUGUGUUGUGCCAUUUUUAACCACUCCUGGUGCCACAGUGGGAAGGGGGGAGGAAGGUCAAAAGGAAGUAUUAUAACAGCAUAAGCUAAUUUUUAAAAUGCCAGCUUCUCAUGGUUUUGACAGCAAGCACACGCUCUCAAGGAUUUGCGUUGUUUUAAUGUCUGACUUUUUUAAAGAUGUCACAAUAUGCA